Molecule: messenger RNA, 393 nt
Organism: Adineta ricciae
Lineage: Eukaryota; Metazoa; Rotifera; Eurotatoria; Adinetida; Adinetidae
Source: the annotation of a GenBank genome assembly
AUGAUACUUCCAUCUAUCGCUGUAAGUAUGCUUAAAUCUUAUGUUCUCUUUCCUAGCUGUCAUUGGUUUUCACACAGCAAACAAGCGUACAGGUAUGUUGAUGAAUCUGGGAUGGGUUCGUUUAUUGUUCUAUCCGUUAUUAUCUUGUCACUUGUUCAGGCUGCGUCCGCCGACAAUCGACCUGUUAUUAUCGGCUAUAGUGUCGGAGGUGUUGUAGCAUCAAUUAUUUUCAUUCUUGAUCUGAUUGCGAUUUUCGAACUUUUACAAUCGAGCGGACGCGGUGUGUGUUCUAAACUUAUCUGGAUCUUGAUUAUCUUCUUCUUUCCCAUCGGAGGUCUCAUUCUCUAUUGUUGCUGUGCCCGUCAUCGUACCGUCGAUCAAGUCAUUGUGUAA